AUGGCAACCAAUUCUACAUGGACUAGGGAGGAAGACAAAAUGUUUGAAAAUGCAUUGGCCAUUUUUGACAAGGACACACAAGAUAGAUGGAGUAAUGUAGCUAAGGCCACAGGCAAAACUGAAGAAGAGGUAAAACUACAUUACCAAAAACUUGUAGAAGACAUCGAAAACAUCGAGGCUGAUCUAGUUCCCUUGCCUAAAUAUAAUGAGGUAAGUGUUGGUCAUGACAACAAAGCAAGGACGACGAACAAAGAAGACAAGGGGAAGAAGAAGUCACAUAUGGAAACAUCUCCAAGGUUGUCAAAGCAGGUCUUCCGACAAAGAGAUAAAGGGCCGAAGUGCAAAUUGGAUCAACUUGAAUGA
This is a messenger RNA of Solanum verrucosum, 363 nucleotides long. Its product is annotated as protein RADIALIS-like 5. NCBI's taxonomy places the organism in Eukaryota, Viridiplantae, Streptophyta, Magnoliopsida, Solanales, Solanaceae. The record is from RefSeq and is a predicted model, not a curated record. Gene Ontology annotation, molecular function: DNA-binding transcription factor activity. Bases 1 to 363 code for a protein of 120 amino acids. The transcript has 2 exons.